Meloidogyne enterolobii is the source of this 484-nucleotide messenger RNA. The record is from the annotation of a GenBank genome assembly. NCBI's taxonomy places the organism in Eukaryota, Metazoa, Nematoda, Chromadorea, Rhabditida, Meloidogynidae.
UUUAAUUGGUUAUUUUGAAGAAUUAAAGGAAAUUGAGAAAAAAGUUAAAAAAAGAAAUAAAAAAGAGAAAGAGGAAAAUGAUGUUUUUACAGAUGAGGAAAUUAAUUUAGGAAAUGAAAUUUUAAAUAAAAUGAAUAAUUUGAUAGAUAAAGCGAUUAAAGAAUUUAAUGAAGGAAUUGAGGAAAAAUAUAAAAUUUUAAAAGAAAAUGCGGAAAAAAUAAUUUUUGGAAAUAAAGAAAAUAAAAAUUAUUUUUAUUUGGAAAUUUUAACUGAAAUUGAUGAAAUUAAAAAUUAUUUUAAAAAUUCUGGUGAUAAUUUUGUUGGUUAUUGUUUAACUAAAAGAAUUGAAAAUUCAUUCAACAAAGAUGGAACUGUGAAAUUUUCUGAUUUUUUGAGUGAUGGUGUUGGGCAUGAAUAUGGAUUGGAAUUGAAAGAAUUUUUGGGGCAAACACGAAUUGAUAUGAAGUAUUCAUAUCAUAAAUAA